UCAUCGACUUAUCAUGUGACUUCUUCUCUCUCCUCCACCCCACCCCCAAUCACCACCUCUCUACUUUCUCUCUCUUCUUCCCCUGUAUUUCCUCCACCAUCAAGCUUCACAACAACCCCACAAAUCUCUAGGGUUUUCAUUUCAUGCAACCAAACUUCAUCGCAACAGCUACGACCAAGUUUUAUGUGAAAAGAUUUGAUCAAUAAUGGGCUGUUUUCAGUCCAAAACUGCCAAUGUUCAAUCUCCUGAUCAAGUCCCUGAAUCCAAACCAGAUCUAGCCAAUGGAGAUGAAGGAUCAGAUCAACAAGCUGAAGAUCGGGGAGUCCCUGCAUUCAAAGAGUUCGAGCUGACGGAGCUUCGAGCUGCUACCAAUGGGUUCAGUAGCGAGCUUAUAGUUUCGGAGAGUGGAGAGAGAGCUCCCAAUGUGGUUUAUAGAGGGAAGCUUCGUAGCAAUAAAGUGGUUGCAAUUAAACGUUUCUCCAAGCUCUCUUGGCCCGACCCACAACAAUUCGUGGCAGAAGCUGCUGGGGUUGGCAAGGUUAGACACAAGAGAUUGGUAAACCUAAUUGGGUGUUGUGCUGAGGGAGAAGAACGUCUUUUAGUGGCCGAAUACAUGCCCAACGAUACGCUCUCAAAACAUCUAUUUCACUGGGAUAAACAGCCUUUGCCAUGGGAAAUGCGUGUGAGAGUUGCAUACCAUAUUGCACAAGCUCUUGAGCAUUGCAAUGCUGAAAAUCGGAAAAUCUAUCAUGAUCUCAAUGCAUAUAGAGUUCUCUUUGAUGAGGAUGGUGACCCUUGCUUAUCUAGUUUUGGUUUGAUGAAAAAUAGCCGAGAUGGGAAGAGUUACAGUACCAAUCUUGCUUAUACUCCUCCUGAGUUUUUGCGUACAGGCAGGGUAAUUCCAGAGAGUGUGAUUUACAGUUAUGGAACUGUGUUGCUGGACCUUUUGAGUGGAAAGCAUAUCCCUCCAAGUCAUGCGUUAGAUUUAAUUCGUGGGAAAAAUGUUUUGUUGCUGAUGGAUUCAUCCUUGGAAGGACAAUAUACGGAUGAAGAUGCAACUGCAAUGGUGGAACUUGCUUCAAAGUGUCUUCAAUACGAGGGUAGAGAUCGUCCUGAUAUCAACUUUCUUCUUACAUCAGUAGCUCCCCUUCAAAAACAGACAGAUGUUGCAUCACAUGUGUUGAUGGGUCUGACCAAAACUCCAGUGGUGGUUCCAACCUUGCUUUCUCCUCUUGGGAAGGCGUGUGCGAGAAUGGAUCUUACUGCAGUUCAUGAAAUCUUGCUGAAAACAGGAUAUAGAGAUGAAGAGGGGGCCGAAAAUGAGCUAUCAUUUCAAGAAUGGACCCAACAAGUGCAAGACAUGCUAAACACAAAAAAGUUUGGGGACAUUGCAUUUAGGGAUAAGGAUUUCAAAGGCGCGAUUGAAUAUUAUUCGAAGCUAGUUUCAAUGAUGUCGGUCCCUUCGGGUACAAUAUUCGUGAGACGGGCCCUAUCUUACAUGAUGAUUGGGCAACCCGAGCUAGCUUUAAGAGACGCGAUGCAAGCUCAGGUGUGUUUGCCCGAGUGGCCAACCGCCUUUUACAUGCAAGCACUCGCUCUAUCUAAGCUCGGCAUGGAAACCGAUGCUCAAGAUAUGCUCAAUGAUGGCUCCUCCUUCGAAGCCAAGAGGCAAAAUAGCUGGCGCAACUAGACCCUGACCACGGAGAACAGCCUCUCUGUCUCUUGAGAACAGACAAACUUGUUUGCUUCACAAUUUGUGUUUUAGACUAGAGUUUCAUAGAUAGCAUUGUAUAAAGCAACCUAAAUAUCAAAAAGAGAGUAUUCGAGUUUAAGUUAUUUAUGUAUCGUUUGUUU
Cynara cardunculus var. scolymus (artichoke) is the source of this 1854-nucleotide messenger RNA. Its product is annotated as serine/threonine-protein kinase BSK2-like. The coding region runs from base 206 to 1690 and encodes 494 amino acids. The record is from RefSeq and is a predicted model, not a curated record. NCBI's taxonomy places the organism in Eukaryota, Viridiplantae, Streptophyta, Magnoliopsida, Asterales, Asteraceae. Gene Ontology annotation, molecular function: protein binding; ATP binding; protein kinase activity. Gene Ontology annotation, biological process: protein phosphorylation; brassinosteroid mediated signaling pathway. The transcript is spliced from 10 exons.